Salvelinus namaycush (lake trout) is the source of this 4924-nucleotide messenger RNA. RefSeq names its product peroxisome proliferator-activated receptor gamma coactivator-related protein 1-like. The transcript is spliced from 14 exons. NCBI's taxonomy places the organism in Eukaryota, Metazoa, Chordata, Actinopteri, Salmoniformes, Salmonidae. Gene Ontology annotation, cellular component: nucleus. The coding region runs from base 17 to 4129 and encodes 1370 amino acids. Gene Ontology annotation, biological process: positive regulation of transcription by RNA polymerase II. The record is from RefSeq and is a predicted model, not a curated record. Gene Ontology annotation, molecular function: transcription factor binding; RNA binding.
GAGUGUUGUAACUAAAAUGGCGGCGCGGUGGGGAGCAGGCGAUGAAAUUUUAGCUGCCUGCAACAUGGAAUUUUUCUCAACAAAUACUCUAGACGAGGUGGUGAAUCUCCAUGGGGGCCUGUCCAGUGAAAGCGUGGCCAGACUGGAGCUGGAUACAGGAGAGGCUCUGGAGGCCCUCCACUGCUGUCUGGACCCCUCCAUACUGUCCAUCUUUGAGGACACACCCUCAGGAGAGAAUAAAUUUGGACUUGAUGAGGUGAACCAGGCUACGCUGCUCACAGCUUUGACGGAGAUCCUGGAUAACGUGGACAAUGAGAACCUUUCCCACUUUGACACACUGCCAGACUCGGACCUACUGUCUGGCCAGAAAUAUCGGGAACACUCUCCGCUGAGGAGACUGCUGUGCUUGUCCCGCUCGCCUCCAGAGAGAGAGACACUCUGCAACACACGACAGUUCUCCACAGGAAAGAGUCUCCCCAGGACACAGAAGUCUGUCCAGAGGAGUGACGGAGAGGAGGAAGAGGAUGGAGAGCAAGAGCUCCUGAACUGGGAUGGCCUGAAUCUGCCUCUCCCGCUGGCUCUGGAGCAGCACAUGGGGGAAGAGGGCGAGGAUGGAGAGAGCAUGUCAGUGAGUCUAGGAGAGCUGGUCAGACACAUGCACCCCUACUGCAUGGCCGUGUGCAUGGAGAAUGGGGAAGGGGAAGAACAGAUGCUGGCAGAGAAAAGGAUACUGCUGGAGGUGGUGGACCAGGGAGUGCAUCGAGAAUCUAUAUUUGCCCUCCCAGAUAUGGGCCUCUCCCUCUGUCAUCCCUCUUUCUCCUUGCCUGGAGUAGAAGACUCAUCCGAAGCGGAGCAGAGGGUUCCAGAUGAAGUUUUGGAGGCCGCCAUUUUGGAGACACAAGAGUCUGCGAAUGAUGAUGUCGUAAUUGGGGAUGACCCAGCAGAGGUGGCUGGCCCUUCUGACCCCGCGGUGACCCUGAGGUCAGAGGCAAGGGGUGAGAAGGUCAUCAACAGGAGACCAAAGGAGGAGACUGCAGAGAGAUGUCCGUCUCGAAGGAAAAGGAAACGGAAAAACAAAAUGGAGAAUUCACCUCCCGAAGUCACACCUGAACCUGACCAGGCAGAGAGGAGGGUCCUGAGGAGAGCAGCCCAGGAAUCCUCGCCCUGCGAGCCUGUCAAGGAGAUAGCCAAACCGAAGAAAAAGGACAAGAACAAGUCGUUAACUUCCGCCAUUUCUAGGGCCGCCCCCGAGGCGCCAAAACACAAGACGAGAGCGACACAUACCGCCGAAAAACAUGUGGAAGUCACCACCCUAGUACUUCCCAAACAACCCAGCAUUAAGGUCAUGCCCGCCUCUGACCUGUUGCCAAUGACUAUGACCCCCGAGAAGGUCUCCCAACCAACCACAGCCUGCGGGAAGUCUCAAGGCCCCACAGCUUCUAUAGCUAACCCAACUGCCCACCAGUUGAUGGAAGCCCCCCAGGCAAUGACAAUCAACCUUCCCAGUGCCAACCCUGUAUCAGUGGCCCCUCAGCCAACGAUGCAGCCCAACAUUGCCCCUCUAGUGGCCCACCAGGCGAUCCCCCCUCAGGCUAUUGAACCCAAACCCAAGCCCCUGUCCCUCCAGCAGUACCGGUUGCUGCGCCAGCAGAAGAAACUUGCCCCCCUAGAGAGACUGGAGGACCAGAGCGUCAAGUGGCCCAUCCUCCUUGAGGCCCCUACAGAGCUGCCCCCCAUCCCCUGCCUCCCCACCCCCUCCUCCAGAGGCCCCCACCCCUCCCCGGGGAAAAAUGAGGUGGAGGAAGUGAAAGCAGCCUGGCAGCCCAUGGGACCAGGAGCACCUCCUACACCUGAAGCCCUGCUGGUGCCUCCUGCUUACAUGCAGGCCUCCAAGUCAUAUUCCUCUAGCAAAGUUGCUAUUGAAAAUGCGGCCCUUACCACCCCUCCCCAGCAAGCGGCUAUUCCUACUCCACAGUCAUCUAAAGCUAGCCAACUCCAGCCCCUAAUCUCCGCUAUGCCUGCAUCCAGUACUGUGAAGGUGAUACCAUCCCAAACCCCCUCUACCAAGGCCCAGACCCUUUCUGUGAAGUGUUGUAUACCCCGGGCCCCCCAGCCUGCACUCUCAAACCCCCUGCUCCAGUCUCAGCUACCCUCCUUGAAGCCUGUGGCCCUUAUCAAAUCUCAGAGCUCCAGUGGAGCCUCUUCUAAAACCACUACAGAUACCCACAGGUCCACCUUAAUUGCUCCUAUACCCCAAAAACCCACCCCCGUCGCUACUAUUGUACCCAAGAGAACUUUAAACCCCAACACUGCUGCUGUUUGUGUACAGAAACCUACCCCUGCUGCUGCUCUGAAGGUGUCUACUAAUCUCCAGAAGGGAGUAGUUGCUAUGCCCCAGCCUAGGGUGCCUGAGCUACCUACCAUCACGCCUGUGUCUACCCUAGCCAAGCCCUCCAACGCCCAGGCCUUCAAACCUCCAGUCUUCAAACCUCCAGUGAGGUGUUCUCCAGCCCAGGAGGCCCCCAAAGCCAGGAGUCCUACUCAGGAGCUGAUGGAGGCCUUCACCAGUGAAAUCGGUAUUGAAGCUGCAGACCUCACCAGCCUGCUGGAGCAGUUUGAAGAGACACAAGCUAAAGAGGAGCAGUGUGUUCCGGAGGUCUCUGGUAGAGCAGCAGCUGUAGGAAACUCUAGUGUGGCGCAGCCAUGUGAUAGGACCCCUGUGGAGAGAGUCCAAGCGCAUGACCUGACCAGCACUGCAGAUCUGACUCCUCCAGCUACCCCUCCUCACCAGAUGUGGAAGCCCCUGGUCCCAAUUGCCCUCCUUGGUAAGAGCCAAGCCACUGAGGCCCCCAAACCAUCACCCUCCAAGGCCAUCCAGAUCGACACGCAGCCCCUGCCCUCCAACAAGCUUCGGAGCAAGCCCUCCAGCCCCCCUAUAACUCCCACCCCCAAUCCAGUGUCUCUCACCCUGGCCUUUUCAGACCACGACUACUCCCUCCUUCAGAAGGAACCCAUGGCUAUUGCAAGAGAGCCAGGCAAGCGCUGGAAUGUCAAACAGCAAGCAGCCAUCACCAUCGAGCCACUUGGCAGCAACACUACCUGGGUACCCCAGAGGAUCCCUGCCCCCUCCCUCCAAACCCUCACAACUGCCCUGGGUACGAAGAACCAUCAGGCCCCCCUAGUUCCCCAGCCCCUGGAUGUAAAGACUGACAGGACUAGCUCUGUGCUGGAGACCCCUGAUGCCUCUCCCACCAGGCUGAUGGACCAGGCUGGUCCCCUGGAGAGGAGUCCCAAGAAAGGGAGGUCUUACCGAAGUUACAAUAAUACCUUCUCCCACAGGCCUAGCCCAAGCCCCAGGGAAGGAAAGCGAGGAAGGAAGAGGAAAAGGAGUAUCCACCGUUCCUCCAGCCCUGACUUUACUGACUCGGAGUCGGACUCCUCUUCUCAGUCUAGAUCUCGCUCUCUACCCAGGAAGAGGUACAGGCCUCGUCACUCUGAUAGCAGCUUCAGUGCCUCAUCUUGCUCCUCCUCUCGUUCCUCCUCUCGUUCCCUGGCCUGCUUUCCAAGGCGGCGGCGAUAUUCCUACUCCUCUUCCCGAUCAGGAUCAUGGAGUAGGUCCCGUUCCCGCUCUCCCCACAGACGGGCGUGGAGUAGAUGCAGCAGACAACGCAGCCCGUCUUUCAGACCAGGCUACCGGCCUGAAUCUAGAGAAAACAGUGAGGUGGGGAAGAGACUGAAAGAUAAAGCCGUUGAGGAGCGUCGGGUUGUUUACGUAGGGCGAAUCCGAGAGACAAUGACUCAUAAAGAGCUGAAGGAACGCUUCUCUCUGUACGGAGAGAUUGAGGAGUGCACUUUACAUUUCAGAGGCCAUGGGGAUAACUAUGGGUUUGUGACCUACUACGAUACGAAGGAUGCAUUCACGGCCAUCGAGAACGGCAGCAAGCUCCGUAAGCCUGACGAACUCCCCUUUGACCUCUGCUUCGGAGGAAGGAGACAGUUCUGCAAGACGAGCUAUGCUGAUCUAGAUUCUAACCGCGAGUAUGACCCGUCGGCACCCGUGACUGGCAAGUUUGAUGCCCUUGACUUUGACACUUUACUGAAGCAGGCCCAGAAGAGUCUGAAGAGGUAACAGAGGUCAGCCCACUAGGGGCUCCACACUAAGACUUACCUCAGAGCCGUUGGCAGGCUCCUCCCACUAUCAUCGCUGGCUUCGCCUUGACCGAGGGUGUGGACCACAACGCACGGUCGAUACAUUAGCCAGCUAACAUUAAUUUACAUGCAGAUAUAGCUCUUUUCUGGUUCAUACAAGACCGUUUUAAAGCUGCAAUCAGAAAUUAUAGAGUAAUAGAACCUUUACAUCUUGGUUUAAGGCAUUGUACGAAGCUAAUAAGGCAUAGUUCUAUUCAAGAGUCAAAUGUAAUCAAUGUCAUUGAUUGAAGCAAUAUAUCAGAAUCAUUAUUCAGAAACUGUUGAAUUGAGGAAGUCUGCCUUUUUUAAUAUGGAUUGUUUGUGUGAAGUCAUUUAUGCCAUGUUCACUUCAAGCCUGUCUAUCUUUGAACUCUGAAAUGCUAUUUUUGGAUUUUUUGACAUGUUAGCUUUAUAACACAUUUUACUUUUUUGUGAUAUACAAUGCAUUCGGAAAGUAUUCAGACCCCUUGACUUUUUCCACAUUUUGUUACCUUACAACCUUAUUCUAAAAUGGGUUUAAAAAAAAAUCUUCUCCCCUUCAUUAAUCUACACACAAUACCUCAUAAUGACAAAGCGAAAACUGUUUUUUGAAAUUUUUGCAAAUGUAUUAAAACAUAAACUGAAGUAUUCAGAUCUUUUACUCUGUACUUUGUUUAAGCACAUUUGGCAGUGAUUACAGCCUUGAGUCUAAUUGGGUAUGACUCUGUAAGCUUGGCACACCUGUAUUUGGGGAGUU